UGGGUGAGAGAGACAUGAAAAAGGAACAGACUGCUUGGGUAUGAUAUGAUCAAGGUGCCCUCUAGCGGGAUAUUCUAGUCUGUGUUUACAUAUCGGUCGACAAACCCGCCUGCCGGUGCGUGCCCACAGACCAAACAUGUGAAAGAUAAUACAGUAGGAAGUAAUGGCUGGUAAUUUGCAAGAUUUGCUUUGCACCCUACAUUCCUGCGUCGGUGGAGAAGAAGAAGAUGCACGCGGAGGGAGGAAAACAUUCGACCUGGUCAGGGAUAUAGCAAACCUGUGUCUGAAGGAAACGUCGGACAGAGAGACAGAUUACUGCUCGUCACUUUUGUUCAACAAGGAUACAGGCCUAGUUUCAUUUGUGAAGAAAGUUGUGAAGCAGGCUGAGUAUGACAGUACAAAGACAGCAAUUCUUGAAACCUUGUGUUUGUUUAUGGAGAGAGCUGAGAAAAAGGUUCUGCCUUAUGCUGUAGACAUCAAGGAUGUAUGCAUAACCCUCUUUAUUCGUGAGGAAAAAGCUGCAGUCAAGAAAGUUGUCAUUCCUGUAUUGAUCAAAUUGCUAGAACUGACAGAGGGCUCCCAAAUGAGUGAAGAAUUGAAUAUGAGGGAAAUGAUAGAGCUUUUCUUUAUGGAAUUGUCCAGAAAAACAAAACACCAGGCAUCAGUGAAACGUGAACUGUAUAAAUUGCUUGGGAUAUUUGCUGAAGUCUACCCUGAAGGCAUGGUGAAUUAUGCUGAGCGGCUUACUGAUCUCUGUGUCCGGACUUUACAGGCAGAGAUGAACAAAAAGACAGGCAAGCCUGAGAUCCCAGUGAUGACAGGUUGCUUGGAGGCAUUGUCCAGCAUUUUGACCAAUUUCACACAGUCUGCAGAAGAAGGAAAACAUUCCUAUGAUAUCUUUAAAUGUACUCGUAUGGCUCUCAAUCUGGAAGAAACAGCUAGAUAUGAUUUGACGAGGGCAGCCCUCACUCUUCUAAAGAGGCAUGCAUCUCAGUUCAGCCAGUUUAUUUAUGAAAAUCAUGAGAGGCUGUAUUCUGUUCUGCUAGCUUGGAGCCAACACAACAACAAAGAUGUAUCUUCCCUGGGUAUGGAGGCUUUGGAGGCAUUCUUUAAACAGAUGGCUGAGAUGCUUGCAACCAAAGCAGAGGAAGGACAUCCAGAUAGAGCUGCAUUUGCAUUUUUCAUCCGUCAGUUUAGAGAAACACUGGACAACCCCCAUGCUAAGCAAAAUGAGAUUGCCUCAGCUGUCAAAGGAUAUGGAGCAUUUGCAGCACCCUGUAAGUUUCACAUGACAGCAGAAGAUGUGAAGUACAUGUUCAAUGAGAUGAUGCAGAGAAGUGAGCAAAUAUUUUUCAGCAAAAAUGAAUUGAAAGUGGACAAUGUGUACAAUCUUCCCAGUUUCAUAGAGUCCUUGGCCAGAAUUGUUGAACAAAUGGAGGAGGUUUCGGAUACUUUCCUUGUUUCUUUGGAGAAACUGGUUGUAUGUCUGACAGAACAUUUUCCUAGUUUAUACAAAAAGAGGAAACUUGAUGCUGUCCAGUCCAUUCUUGGAAUCUUCCAUGCACUCAUUUCUAAAGGACCAACUCUGAGAAUAUUUCUUGGAAGAGUAGUUUAUCAAGGAUUAAUUAGGACAUGUUCGCACCCAGUGGCCACAGAUUUGGGUGAAGUAGAGGCAGAAGUGGACAUGGAGAUGCAGAUGGAAUCAGAAAAAAAGAUAACCUACAAGGACCAUCUUGAUUUUUGGAAUAUGCUGUUAGGGAGUUCACAUUUAAAAGUUCACUCAAAACUUACCCCUGACGAGAAAUCUGCCUUGACUCAGGCAAUCUAUGAUGAACUGGUCAGAUCUACAUUGAAGAUUCUAAGCAAAUUGGAUCUGACUUCAGUCAGGGGGAGUGAGGAUACAGACCAGGGUGACAGUGCUGGCACUGCUGAUAAAGGUCGUCCAGUAACACCAUUUUUAGCUUCUUCUGACCCUGUAUCUGGCCUUCAGGCUUCAAAACCCAAAGAUUUUCAAGUCUUUAUCAAUCUAGUUGAUUUUAGCAGAGACCUCCACACAGACCAGUACUGUGCCUUGUUUAAAAGAUGGGUUUUCACUUUUGGACAUCAACUCAUUGUGAUGUCAACGAAGUAUCCUCUCGUCAGUGGCUUCUACAAGUUGCUGGCUAUUUGUAUGCAUGCUACUCGAAAAACGGCAUACUUUAAGGACAUCAGCCUGAGCAGGGAUCAAGAUGGAGGAGAGAACUCUAUGAUUGUAGAAGAAAAAAUAGGGACUGAUAGAGAGACAGCUUUUUUGCUUUUUUCAAAAUUUACUAAAGAGGUUCUAGUGAGAAUAAAGCAGUACAAGGAUGACCUGCUGGCCUCCUGUUUGUCUUUCAUUCUGGCCCUGCCUCCAGAGCUGGUAAUAGCAGAUCUUCCCACCAUUGUACCAGCACUGAAGAUCACCUUCAAGCUGGGGCUCAGUUACCAGCCUCUUGCUGUAGAAGGGAUGGAGGCCAUUGAGUUCUGGAGGGACAGCAUCCCUAACCACCUGUUGCAGCCACAUUACCAGGACAUCCUGCCCUGUCUGGAUGACUUUCUCAAGUUACAGUCUGAACAAGCUGGAAAUGAAACGAAUUCCCCCUCAACACUAAUCAUGGAACCAAAGGGCCAUAGCUAUAGCAGAAAGAAAGGCUUGCCUAUAAAGUUAUUGAAGCCAGCAGUUGCAAAGGAAGAAAGUUCCCAGUUAGAAUUGCUGAAGCAGAGAAUAGUGAAGUUUCUAGGGAACUUAGGUGGUGCCACCAAUGCUGCCAUGGUUCAGUGUACAUCUGAGGACAUUGCCAAAAUAGCUGUAGCCUGGGACCAAGAGAAACACCUCAAAUUUGAUAUGCCAUUCAUGGAUGUAAAAGCAGCAUUGUACCUAGAUCCCUUUUUGCCACGGGUGGUUGAGCUGGCCACUCUGUCCAGUGACCGCCAGACCAAAGUAGCCGCCUGUGAGCUGUUCCACUCGAUGGUGUUGUACAUGCUUGGUCGCAGUGUCCAGCAACCAGAGGGUCAGCAAGGCCGUCAUCCUCUAGAUGGACUGUAUAGGAAUGUCUUUCCUGCUAUGCUGCAACUAGCUUGUGAUGUGGAACUGGUUGCUAGGCAGCUGUUUGAACCACUCACCAUGCAACUCAUUCACUGGUUUACAAGAAGCAAAGUCUUUGAAAAUCCAGAAACAGCAGCUUUGCUUAAUGCUGUCAUGGAGGGGCUUAUUGAUCCCAGCAAUGCAUCUCUGAGAGAUUUCUGUGCCAGAUGUAUUGAAGAAUUCCUCAAAUGGGCAUUGAAACAAACAUCACCUGCUCAACUGCGUAAAAACCCUCACAUUCCUAAGUCUAUCUUCAAGCGUAUCUACAGUUUUGCUCUGCACCCUAGUCCAUUCAGGAGACUUGGGGCAGCAUUGGCCUUCAACCACAUCUACAGAGUGUUCAGAGAAGAUGAGGUGCUUCUUGACAUCUUCACCUUUGAAAUCCUAGAGACUUUCAUUGAGAGUUUGGCCAUGGCACACCAUGACGACAAGUCUUUAGGAACACAAGAACAGGGUGUCCAAGUGUUGAACCACCUUGAAAGAAUCAUAGUGAACAAAGCAGCUCUACUCUGCAAAGACAGUAAAAUCAGGAGAAAACCCAAAACCUGGAACAAAGCUACUUUAGAUAUUUGUGUGCGCUGGUUGCUGAGGCAAUGUGGACGACCACAAACAGAAUGCAGGCACUCUUCUAUGAUGCUGGUGUACAAGCUGGCUCCCUGUGUCCCAGAAUUUCAGAGCGUCCAAGGUUUUUUCCAAAAGUUUUUGAAAAUGGAAAGUGGUGGACCCCAGUACUUUAUGGAGAGGUUUGAAGCUUACAGAUUAGGAGGGACCAGGUUUACCCUGAAGAUGUGCCAUACACUGGGAGAUAUAGGGGAGCAGUUUACAGUGAAGAAUGCAGUUCUCUGGUAUGACAUGGUGCUGGCUGCCCUGGAAUGCUACAAAUGGACCUUUGAUACUAACCUACUGAGACCAGAAGAUGUUUUCACAGGUGGGCAUUCGUCCUGUAUUUACCUUGUGCUAAGUCAUUUCCUCUCCAGUCUGGCCUUGAAGGACAUAGAGGCGGCUGCAGACUUGUUUACCAAAGGAUUGGACAGAAAAAUUUUUACACCAUGGGAAGUAGAGGAGUACAAUAGGUCUAAAUGUACAGUGAUAGUCCAUUUGUUGGAUUUCCUGUGUAGCACCAUCUCAAAAUCUGGGAGUCAUUUGGAACAGGUGGUUCCCAGUAACAUAUGGUGCCCAGACCUUUGGAUAUUGAUCUGUGACUGUGUAUUGAAUCCAAGUGCUCUGGGGUUCAACAUGGGGGAUGUGGAGGUGAUGAUGAAAUUGCCAGAACAGAUGGAACAGGUUCUGAGAAUAUUCAGCCGCUACCUUCCUCCCAAGGCAUUAGACAUGUUUAGGAGGACUUUGAAGUCUAAAUUAGACUCGGGCUCUUACAACCUUCUGAAGAAAUUGCCACACAUACUGUCUGGUCCAAGUGAAGACCACAUGACAGAUAGCCACCUGGUGGCAGGAUAUCAGCUGUUGCACAAGACAGAUUUUCUUCUGCCAGCUCUUAAAGAUGGAGGACAUUCAGCAGAAAAUGUUUCAAACAAUUUAUUACAGACUUUGUUUCAGGCAGUUUCAGAAGAGGAUCAGUUCAGGUUGCUGGAAUGUAGCCCUUCCACACUGGAGCUGUCCAGGAAGCUGUUGGAGCUUGCUUGUAGCAUGACAGAUAAGCCAGCCCAGAUUCUUGGUGCCAUAUUGAGCAAGACCAAAACCAAAAAUCAAAACAGUUCACAGAAUUUCUAUGCAAUGUUUCAAAGUACCAUUAAUUUGUAUCUGAUGAAAGAAGCCAAAUAUUUCAUCCCAGAGUUGGUAAACUAUGCAUCCAAAGAGUCCAGUGUUGUGUCCAGUGUCCUGUCCAGUUUGUUGGAACAAAUUAGCAGGGACAGGCAGCUUAGAGGGGGAGAAGGCAAGACUGUGGUGGAUGUGGUACUGUCUUGCUGGUCACAGUUACAGUUACAGCAAUGGUGGGCCCCUGACAGUCCACAGGAAGUCAAAAUGUCUGCACUGAACUUGCUGAGAAAGAUGCUUCUAAUCAAUGGCAAGGUAGUCUCAGAUCCCACACACCCAUCUUUCUCCUGUGUGUUCUCCAUGUACCAGAGUAUGCUAACUGACACCAAGAGCUCACUGCUUUUUAAGUGCAAAGUCCUUGAUCUUCUUGUGUUCUUUGCCAAAUUGCCAGAAAAAGAAACACAGCAACUCAAAGCUUGUUUGGACAGAAUCGUUGCAGACCACUUCCCUCUGAGGAGUUCUGAAUAUGCAGUGGGCAGCCCCAAAUAUCAAGAAUAUAUCAUGGCUCUGAGCAAAAUUUUAUCUGCACUGGAGCUAUCAGGCAGUCUGAUGUUGUUGGAGCUAUUGAUCAGCAUUAUGUGCAGGGAAAAGAAUCAUGUCUAUGAAGACAGAAUGCAAGAGUCGCUUGUGACUUUCAUCAGAAGGCUUCCUACAGGCCAUCAGAAGGCUGCUCUAGAUGUUCCCUUCAAUAUAUUUACCAAAGAAGGUUUAUUUCCCAAUGAAAUCCGUCGUUCAACAUUAAGCCGUGUGUGUGUACCACUGUUGAGAUUGUGUCACCAGUCUUCUCUUAGUGAGUUCUAUGUGGACCACAUCAAAUUCAUCACAGAUACUCUGAGUGCAAAACUGUCCAAGAGUUCAGAGAGUGAAAUAGAAAGACUGCUCACAUUAAAACUUUGCUGCUUUGAACUGGUGGAAGUCAUGUACUCCAGCUUCCCCAAAGAGGAGGUGAACAGCAAAAAUUCAAAGAUCAAUCUGAAAUAUUGUGGUGGAAAGGUUGAAACUGGGAAGGAGAUGACAACAGCAGUUACCAAGGCAGCACAUGAGGCUAAAAAGGAGGAUGUGAGAGGAGAAAAGAGGCUUCCUGAACUGAGGAGACAGUACCACUGUGCAGCUUACAAUGCUCUCAUGGCCAUUAUCACCUGCACUCAGACUGAAAUGAAGUUUUACACUGGACUUCUCUUCAAAGAGGAUCUUGCUAAGGGUGAUUUUCUUUUGGACAACAUAGUGGACCAAAACAGAAAGUACUUAUUUGAAAUAGAGAUUACGUCUUUGCCACAGCGCAAGAAGAGGUUUGUGUCAAUCAGAAGUGAAGCAGGAGCCCAGGGGGAUGGGAAUUCCCAGGAUUCCGCAGAGUCUUCUGUCCAUUACCUGGCCUCCCAGUACCUUGCUGACAGUAGUCUCAGUGAGGACGUCUCUGCUUAUGACUACUCUGGAUCAUUACAGGGGGAGAGGAGUGAGCCUGUGCCACCUAGAACAAGACAGAGGGCAGUAUCUGAGGAAGCAGCAGUGCCUGCAGAAGCAGACUAUGAAGAGAUAGAAAUGGAUGAGCUGAAUCAACAUGAAUGUAUGACUGCCAUGACUGCAUUGCUGAAACACAUGCAAAGGAACAAGAUCACACCAGAUGUGGUGUCCAAUCCUCUAGAUGUACCUCCCUGGAUGAAGUAUCUGCGUGACAAGAUGAACUCUACCACCACACACAUUAAUGUCAAACUGUUCAUUGCAAAGUUGAUUCUCAAUGCAGAAGAAGUAUUUGCACCAUAUGCCAAGUUUUGGCUGGGUCCACUGGUCCAGCUGAUGGUGAGGGAUAUGCCGGAUGAAGGCCUGAACUAUUAUGUAGUGGAUAUUAUGGUCACUGUGUUAUCCUGGUCUAGUGUGGCUGUACCACAGGACACUGCAAUGGACAGGGCUAUGGCAAGCCGGCUUGUUGAGUUUGUGGUGAGGAAUGUUAACCAUGACACCAGGCAGAUAUUCCGAAGAAACCUUGAGCUUCUGAAAACCUUGGUGGAGUGCUGGAAGGGCAGAUUUGAUAUGCCAACAAAAAUCAUCUAUGACAACUUCAGUGACCGUGACCCCAAGAGCAAAACCAACACAGCAGGCGUGCAGAUGGUUGGAGUAUUUCUGGCCAAUAAACUGCCAGCUUACUCUUAUACUUCUGAGGUUGACAGGGAAAAGUUUUACAAAGCCUUGGCAUCCAAUAUGGGCAGCUAUUGGAAAACAAGUUCAGCUGCUGCUGCAGAAGUAGUGGGCAUGUGUCUGCAAGACCUGGACCAGCACGAUAAAGAUUUCAAGGAGGAAUAUGUCAACCACCUGCAUUCUGUGCUCUCCUCUCUCCAGCAAUCCAAUCCAGACACUUACAUGUUGUGUGUAUACAAGAUGCAUCUACACCAUAAACCAAUUGCAGAAAGAUUUAUGAACAAGCUGCUGUUUAUGCUUCCUCGUCUUCAUGGAGAAUACAAGAGACAUUGUCUUGAGGUGAUCAGUUCCAGGGUCCAGAACAUGGAGAAUGCUUUCAUAGAGCUGAAGAAUAAGGGGCUGCUUACUAUGCUCACUCACAGAGAUGACAGCACACAAGCAGUUUGUCUGAAGAUAGUCAAUGAGCUUCUUAGGAGGUUGCAGCCAGAUGAGGUUCUUUACUUUCUGCCGGCAGUGACAGCUUUCUCCAGCAGCCCCAGCAUGCCUUGCAGAGGUCUGAUGUAUGACAUACUUAUGUGGAUAUACGACAACUACAGAGAUGAAAACAAUGCCACAGUACACCAGAUUAUGAGUAGGACCAAGGAUGCGUUGCUAAACGGCAUGUCUGACAAAGAUCUGGGACUCAGGUUAAGGGUUAUGAAUUUCUGGAGUCAUGAGUCCAGACUUCCAGCAGGAACAUUGGAGAGAAUGGUUGCCAUGCUGGAAGCAAUGUAUUCUCCCUCUGUUGAAUCUAGUUACCUCAGCUACGCAACCAACUUCAUACUUGAGAUGACAUCCAAAAGCCCAGAUUAUAACAGAGAGAUCUUUGAACAUCCAUUGGAUGAUUGCCCUUUUGAGGAUUUUGUUGUGCGUUCUUCGUGGAAGCAAAGGCAUGCUGCCAUGACACCAUUGUUUGCUGAGACGCAGUUUUCUCUGGCAGAUGGGACCCAGUCAGGAAGUUUUGAUGACAGUUUUGUAGGUGUACGUGCCACACAGGAAAUACAACAGUUUACACCAACACAAGGUGCUGUAAAAGCUCCCUACAAUUGGUUGACGCAAAGUAGUCUGGAUACUUUUGCUGAAUACAGUACUCAGUCUAUGGAGACUCAGUCCUCCCUGCUUUUCAAUGUGGGGACCGCGAAUGAGAAUCAGACGCCAAAGAAAAAGCGCUACAAGAAGACUGGUCCAGAGUUUGGCAAGGGGAGGUUGAAAAUGGAAGGCACUGACUUCACAGAUUCAAGAGAAGAUGACUCUGAGAAAGAGGAGAUUCAAAAUUUGAAAAGGAGGUUUUUGAAAGAUCAAAGAGCCAGGAGUACAUAUUUUGCUAAGAAGAACAUCAGAUUGCAAGCAAUGAGACAGGAAGCCCUGAAAGAGCAGAAACUGAGACGAGAAGCACAAGUGACAAUGUACAGAAAGUACCGGACUGGGGAUCUUCCCGAUAUCCAGAUUAAAUAUUCCUAUGUUAUAGCCCCACUGCAAGCAUUAGCACAGCGGGACAAUACUCUGGCAAAGAUGCUCUUUAGUGCUUUGUUCAGAGCAAUUUUCUCCGAGUUGGAUCAAGUAAAGACAGAGAGAGAGACCACAGAGAUGAUGGCGCAGAUAAGUAGAUCUCUCAACGCCAUGUUGGAUUCUUCAACACAGUAUUUUUCACCUUUCAUUGGAUGUGUUGAGAACAUUGUAUACAACAACUCUGGAAGGCUGAAACUGGAACCUUCAGCAGUGGACACAGCCAGCUUGAUCAGCAUGCAGCAACCCUUAGGAAUUGUGUUGUUGGAAGAGCAGCUGAUCAGAGAUGGCAGCAUUGAGAGAAGACCAGCCAAGAGAGCCCGGACCAGUGCUACAGUACCAUCUCAAGAGACCAGUACGUGGCUGGAACUGGCAAGAUUAUAUAAGUCACUGGGGGAUUUUGAUGUUGUACGAGGCAUCUUCAGCAGUAAGAUAGGUACCAAGAAAAUUACCCAAGAUGCACUGGAAGCUGAGUCAAGAAGAGACUACAAGACUGCCUCACAUCUCUACAGAGAGGCUCGACAAUGUGACUCUUGGACGGAUGGAGAGCCAGAUGGUUUGGAGCAAGAGCUUUGGGUAGAUGCCUACCUGCUGUGUGUUGACCAGCUGAUGUCUUGGGAGGAGCUGGGCACUGAAGCCAUGGACUGCAUUGAGGGAUUGGAAGAGACAGGACUCAAUAAAAUAUGGGAAGAUGCUUACUACCAGGAACAUUACCUGCCAUACAUUUUAAGAAGCAAGGUGAAACUAUUGCUGCAGGGCAAUGAAGACCAGCAGGACAUGCUGGAUUUUGUAGAUAAUUCCAUGAACGUAGAGGAACAGAAAAUAUUUUUGGAAGCCCGCUAUAGUGAGGAACUGGCUUUACUGUACUUGUUCCAAGAAGACUAUGCGAGAGCCAGGCACUACACCAGCAUUGUAUUCAAGACAUUCCUUCAGGAUUGGGGCAGUAUUGACACAUUGAUGACUACCACCAGAAUUGGAAAAUUACAGAUCCUUCAAAAACUGACAGAAAUGCAAGAAUUUUUAGAUUUUGUGAGCAAUGAAGACACCUUCCAAGACUCCCAAGCUGCUCUAAGUUUGGUGACAAGAUGGCAGACGAGAUCACCAGAUCCCAUUGUGGAGCCGUGCAAUAUCUGGGAUGAUAUUGUUACAAACCGUUGUUUGUAUGUAGACCAACUCUGCCACAAGCUGUCCUCGGUUCAGGAGGAGUUUGAGGAAGAAGACAAAUUCAGAGAAAAGAGACUACAGUUUAUCCUAGCUCAGGCAGAGAGUGCUGUGGAGCAACACAACUUCCCAGUGGCCAAGAAAAAACUCAAAAUCAUUGAAUCUGAAGUGAAGAGUCUGAGUGAAAGCCCUGUCCUGAUUCAGUUUUACCACUGCUAUGCAAAGUUGCACAACAAAAUCACUGAGGUUACCAUGGAUGCCAGUGCUACUUUGUCCCCAGUGCUAGGAGCUCUGGGACUUCUAGAAAGAAAACGGGAUCAUAAACUGGUGAAAGAGUCCAAUGUUUUAACAAGGAGACAUCUGGUUCUUCAGGGCAACAUCUUUGACUCUGUGACAUCUAGUCUUCUUUCACUGCCAGACUUCAGCUCGGUGUCACCCAGAGAUAUCCAAAAAUUGGUAGAAGCAGCCAGCUGCUCCAUGCAGAAUGCAGACAUGCAAGAGAUCAUCAAUGGUCUUGUAGACAGAGGAUACCAGUAUAUCAAAGAGGCUGUAGAUAUUUAUGAAGAAGAUUCUUCCAAUGAUAAAAGCACUGUAGAGACACACAUGGCUCUUGCCAAGUACUGUGACAAAUACUUGAAGCUUAGAGAAGAAGAUGAUAGUUUGACUGGUGAAUCCAUAGACAGCUACCCUGAGGCAGUGGUCACUUCACUCCUGAGAUGUAUUGAGCUUGACCACAUGGAUGCCAGGCAGCGUUUCCCACGUCUGUUACAGCUGGUGGAAUAUUAUCCAGACACUAUGCAAGGUUUCAUUAAUAAGGUGUCUGUCAUUCCAUGCUGGAUGUUCAUGACCUGGAUUGGUCAGUUAGUAGCUCUACUGGACAAGCCUGAAGCCCCUGCUGUCCACAACAUACUAAUUAGAAUUGCCAGAGAAUAUCCGCAGGCAUUGGUUUAUCCAUUUAAAGUUAGUAAAGAGUGUUACACAUUUGAGCGAUCUUCAGAAGGAAAAGAGAAUCAAGCUGUUGUUGAGAGACUGGAUUUUUCACUGAGUAAAAUUCCACUUGUAGAGACAUUCAUCAAUGCUUUAGAACAAUUUGGUCAACCAAAUGCGCUAUUUAAGGACUGGAUAGGAGAGAUGGCAAAAUUGUUGCAUGUCAAGCAGAGAAACACAGAUGCUGUACAGCGGUGUUACACACAAAUGUACUCCAGUCUCAUGAUGACACAGAGGCAAGCUGGUGGAGUGUCACAAGAUAUCUUUGACACAGAACCAGACUCAGUAGAAAUUGGACAAUACAGGCAAAAGUUUGCCAAGGCUUAUUGCAAAGACCUUGACAGUGCAUUUGGAAAAGAUGGAAAGAAAAUAAUGACAAUGAGUGAAGAGACAGCAGAUGGUAUUUCCUACGACUACCAUGGUAUCGGGGAGUUCUGGGACUGUAUGAGUACAGCUAACGACUUUGGCGUACAAGUCAGGUUCUUCGGCUAUAAACAAGCGUCACUGGUUGGUGCCGCCGCGGUCAAGGUCGGCCACAGUGUGGCCACCAUUACUACACCGACCAAUGCUACUGAGACCACUUUUCCUACUUUAAGAAUUGACGGGCUAGUCCAGAGCAUAACCAAAAACAACACAAGAUUGACGCUUAACAACGACACCGUCAUUGUAGAUAUUGCUAAGGUCAGGAACAACGCCACUGGUGCCGUGAUGAUGAUUGCAAUCCAGUAUGACACCGGUGUAUCUGUCACAGUAGACGUCCGGUUCAGUCCGUUGAUGGGGCGUCUCUUCCUUAACGUACGUUCUGGUCUAACUGUCAGUUUUAAGGGACAGACGUCUGGACUAUGCGGACUGAUGGACGACAACCAGGACAACGAUUUCACCAUGGCCAAUGGCACCGUGGUCACCAAGGACAAGGCAGUGGAAUUUGCCGAGUCAUGGUUCAUACAGCUCAAACAGCUGUACAUGAGAGUGGGAUUAAUUGAAUGGGUCAACCAGACAAAGACACUGAAAGAAGUUGUGUAUGGCACCAUGACAGAACAGGAGAAGGCACAGCAAAAGGCUGCGAUACUACAGAGAAAUUUUCUAAGCCGUUACGGGAAUCCAUCAGACCCUAAUAUAUGUAAGAAAUACUGGGGGAUGUAUGAAAGGUGCAGCAGAACAGAAGCUGUCAAAAGCUGCCAAGAUAAGGAAAACUCUCUGCCCUGGGAUCUGCUAAGGAGGGCAUAUUUACAAAUGAGCACUUCCCCUGAGACAUUUUAUACUCUGCGGCGUCAUUUUGCCAUCUCCCAUGCACUGCUGUGUAUUUGUCAUUACAUACUGGGGAUUGGGGACAGACAUUUAUCCAACUUUAUGGUGGACCUAGAAACCGGAGGAAUGAUAGGGAUUGACUUUGGGCAUGCCUUUGGGUCAGCGACACAGUUUUUACCUGUCCCAGAACUCAUGCCAAUACGUCUGACCAGGCAAAUUUUGAAUGUGAUGAUGCCACUGCGUGAAAAGGGAUUAAUAGAAAGCACCAUGGUGCAUGCGUUACGUGCCCUGCGUGCAAACUAUGAUCUCCUUCUGAACACUAUGGAUGUCUUUGUCAAAGACCUUUCUGUCGAUUGGCUGGCUUUCGCUGAGAAACAGCUUCAGACUACCAUGUCAUCCCAAGAGGAUAAAGAGGAUGCUAAGUGGUACCCAAAGCAAAAAGUAGCUUUUGCCAAAAGAAAACUGAAGGGUGCUAACCCAUGGUGUAUAACAAGGGAUGAACUGGAACUAGGUCACAAGAGGAGAGGAAAGACUUAUCAGGCAUUUAUUGCAAUAACACAAGGACAAGACAACACAAGAACCAAGUUUGCAGAAGUGGAUCUUACUCCAGAGCAGCAAGUGGCUUGUCUCAUAGACCAGGCAACAGACCCUAAUAUAUUAGGCAGAGCUUAUGAAGGCUGGGAACCCUGGGUCUGAUGUAAAUGUCUUGAAAUAUAAUACUAGAAUGCUGGCACG
Messenger RNA from Lingula anatina, 12685 nucleotides. RefSeq names its product DNA-dependent protein kinase catalytic subunit. Gene Ontology annotation, biological process: telomere maintenance; double-strand break repair via nonhomologous end joining; intrinsic apoptotic signaling pathway in response to DNA damage. Lineage: Eukaryota; Metazoa; Brachiopoda; Lingulata; Lingulida; Lingulidae. Gene Ontology annotation, cellular component: nucleus. The record is from RefSeq and is a predicted model, not a curated record. Gene Ontology annotation, molecular function: protein binding; DNA-dependent protein kinase activity.